Aspergillus brunneoviolaceus CBS 621.78 is the source of this 1165-nucleotide messenger RNA. RefSeq names its product NAD(P)-binding protein. The coding region runs from base 1 to 1116 and encodes 371 amino acids. The transcript has 5 exons. The record is from RefSeq and is a predicted model, not a curated record. Gene Ontology annotation, molecular function: oxidoreductase activity, acting on the CH-OH group of donors, NAD or NADP as acceptor. Lineage: Eukaryota; Fungi; Ascomycota; Eurotiomycetes; Eurotiales; Aspergillaceae.
AUGGACCCCCACAGCACCUCCCGCGAAAAGCUCCUGAUAACCGGCGCGACCGGCUACAUCGGCUUCAAAACCCUUCUCACAGCUCUCUUACGCGGCUAUAGCGUACUUGCCCUGAUCCGAAGAGACAGCGACAUCUCUGACCUCCAAUCCAAAAGCGCUGCUAUCACUGAAUCCACUCGAUCAGGACAACUGAAGUUUGCCGUUGUCCUAGAUUUUCUAGCCGAAGAUGCCGUCUACAAUGUUCUGAGGGGAUCGGGGACGACGGUGAUUGUUCAUCUGGCGUCGCCGUUGGCUCUUCAGACGGAGGAUUAUGAAGAGGAUAUCAUCCGCCCUGCUGUUUCGAUGGUAACAGUGUUCCUUGACGCUGCGAGAAGGGUGGAGAGUGUGAAGAGGGUUGUUGUUACUUCUUCUUGCGUGACUCUCAUCCCCUUCGAGUGGAACUUCAACCCAGAUUCCGAAAGACUCUAUACCGCAACCGACCUGAAUCCCACCCUGAACAUCACCCCAGCCUCUCCCAUGGAAGCCUACUGGAUCUCCAAAGCGCUUGCCCGAAAGGCCAGCCGUGACUUUAUUGAAACCCAUCGUCCUAGCUUUGACUACGUGAACCUCCUCCCCGGCGUGGUCAUCGGUCCCGAUCACCGUCUUACCCCAUCGCCCACGAACAGGAACGUUAAGAGCGAUGAUGUGCUACACGGGACGAGAAGGUCCGUGCUUGCGCCCGUUCUGACAGAUGAUCUGAGUAGUUCGUUUCCUUAUGUGGGUGUGCCGGUGCAUGUGAGUGAUGUUGCGAGGGCACAUAUCGAUGCUGUGGAUCGGCGGAGGAUUCCCGGGAAUCGGGAGUUUAUUUUUGUUUCGGAUGCUGAUGCUGUCGAGGGUGUGGACUGGGAGGAGGGUGUUAGGGAGGUUGUGCGGAAGUACUAUGGGAAGGAGCUUGAGGAGGGUUUAUUUCCGAUGGAGGGGAGGUUGGGGGCGAUUCGCUGGAGGGUUGAAACGGAGGAGACGGAGAAGGUGUUUGGGUGGCGGUUUGUGGGGUUUCAAGAGACUAUCAAGGCCCUUGUCGCGCAGUGGAUUGGGUUGAAGCGGUUGGAGAGGCCAGUGGAGGCUGGAUGCGAGUAGAAGAUUGUCAGAUGGACAUAGACCCUAGACUGGGAUAUACGGAUACGAU